AUGGCGGCAAACAACGUGGCAUCUAGGAAAUCUACAAGGUGGGCUUCGUUGCGGGAUGCGGAAUAUGGCGAUGCAAACCGUGAUUCUGGCUCGGAGGGAGCAGGAAUGUUUGUGCCCGAUGAAGAAUCUGAUCUGGACGAGUAUGGAGGAGAAUACCUGGAAGGCGAAGGUGAUGAUACAGAAAGUCAGAACGAGUCGAGCCCAGAAGUCGACAGCAUGGCUAGCCUCGAGACUAACGAUAGAAAUAUCGAUGACAACCCCAAUACUGGUACUUCCAACUACUCUUUCAACGUUCCCAAAGACGCAGAUGGAGAUGCCUCUAUGAUGAACGAAGCUCUUGCUGAAACUCCACAAUUUCACAACAACCGAAGCAGCACGGCUUAA
This is a messenger RNA of Hyaloscypha bicolor E, 384 nucleotides long. RefSeq lists its product as uncharacterized. The record is from RefSeq and is a predicted model, not a curated record. The coding region runs from base 1 to 384 and encodes 127 amino acids. NCBI's taxonomy places the organism in Eukaryota, Fungi, Ascomycota, Leotiomycetes, Helotiales, Hyaloscyphaceae. The transcript has 2 exons.